This is a messenger RNA of Saccostrea echinata, 2604 nucleotides long. RefSeq lists its product as uncharacterized. The record is from RefSeq and is a predicted model, not a curated record. Gene Ontology annotation, cellular component: nucleus. The coding region runs from base 44 to 787 and encodes 247 amino acids. The transcript has 11 exons. Lineage: Eukaryota; Metazoa; Mollusca; Bivalvia; Ostreida; Ostreidae.
UUUUAGAGUGCAUUCCCUUAGAAGUAAAUGGCCCGCAUGAAAAAUGGCAAACAUUAGCAAGUCCGAGUUGUUAAAGGCAAUAAGAGAAAUUGUGAAGGGAAAUGAUCUUUCCUCACUAUCAGCGAAGAAAGUUCGAAGAUCACUGGAACAGAAAUUCAAUGCUGACUUUACAGACAGGAAGAAAGAAGUGGAUGCAGCCACAAUGGCGAUAGUGAAGGAGAUGACAGAGGCAGGAUCUGAUGCAGAAGAGAGUGAUGAUAAUGGUGCCGAAAAGAAGAGUAACGGAGCUAACGAAUCCUCAGAUGACAAUCUGUCAGAUGAUGAACCUCCAGCAAAGAAAGCUAAACCAGAGAAGAAGAAGAGAGAUUCUGUAUCAUCAGCUGGUUCUGGGGAUGGAGGUGAAGAUGAUGAGGACAUUGCCCGCCGAUUACAGGAGGAAGAAAACACAUCUAGACGACCAUCUCGAGCUGUUGCUAAAAAACCAAAGAAACCAAGGAAAAAGAAAGAAAAGGACCCUGAAGAGAAAAAACAGAAGAAGUCUGUGUACAGCAAGCCAUGUUCCUUAUCUCCUGCCCUGGCAGAAGUUGUGGGUGCUGAUAAGAUGGCAAGAAGUGAGGUUGUGAAAAAAAUGUGGGCCAUUAUUAAAGAACGGAAUCUACAGGACCCCAAGAAUAAGCAGUUUCUACUGUGUGAUGAUCAGUUAUUCAAUGUGUUCAAGAAAAAGAGAGUGAAAACAUUUGGAAUGAUGAAAAUUCUGAGAAACCACAUAUAUGAUCUGCAGGAAUAAUUGCCAUUUUUCGUGUUCUGGAAUGAAGACAAAUCUAGUUGUUCAUCCCCUCGGUGCAUUCUUACAACACAGAGUCUGUUGACUAGUCAGAGACUAGAAACCAGUCAUGUGUGAGAACCAAUCAAGGUGUGAAUGUGUGUUUGAAUGGAAAUCUUGUUAAAGCUUAUAUCUUCAGAGCACAGCAUUCCGGGCCAACAAGUGAUAAAACAACAUUUCAGUUCCAAAUUUCUGUUUACUGUUAUUGUAAUCAUUGAUAUUUUUGUGAGAUGACUUUCUUUUUCUGCAUCUUUCAUUAAUAAAGGGUUUCAGUUCAUUAGGGCAUUUUUCAUUAUACUCCUUUUAAUUCUUUUUUUUAAACACAAUUUUCAGUUUUUUUCUGUCAUGGCAACUUCUUUUUUCAUUGAAGGAUAUAUUUCACUAUAUAUCCAGUCCAUAGAUUGGAUAUUUUUUUUCUCAUCUACUGUAAUAUUUUUGUUUUCAUUUUUUGCAAAUCUGAAAUUAGAAAUGAGGAACCUGUAACUUGUUAAUCUCAUUCAGUGUGAGAAACUCAUUAAAAGAGAUUGUUCUUAAGUUCAGCUUUCAGAUUAAACAUUUCAAUUAUUUUAGAAAUCCUCAAGAAAUUGAUCAGCCAUGCUGAAAAGUGUGUUCAUGUAUUUUUGACUGAGGUAACUACAUGUGAUUGGAAUUUUUUUACACUACAUUUAACUGCAUUUUUGUUUAUAUUGUUGAAAUCAUCAUAAAUUAUUUACAUGCAUAAAGAUGCUUAAAUAUGUCUCUUAUUGAUUUUUUUCCUCAUUUUUUAAAAAAAAUUAUAUGAAUGAGUUAUUAUAAGCUAGUAUUAAAAAUUGUAGUGGUCUAGGUGACAGUAAGGUUUCAUGAAAUGCAAACAAUGUACAGUAACAACCAUGUGUCUGUCUGUCUUGUGGCCAUUUAUUAAGUGCUUGAUAUUUUCACCAUUGACAUCUUCUCUGUGAACCUCACUCUGAUACCAACACAAAUAUCCUGUUAUUUCUGUGUUAUGGAUUGGAAUGUCUACAGAAUCUUGAGAAUCAUAGGAUGUACAUGUUGUAGUAUUAAGUUUUCUAAUUUUAGCUGUUUAAUUUUCCAAUUAUUGGAGUAUUUUUUAAAGAACUAAGAUGAAAUCUUAGUGUUUGGUAUCUUUAAGCCAAGAGUGAUAAACAUUAAUUCGCCAGAUAUAGCAGUAUUUAUACAAUGUACAUCUAUAUGCACUUCUUGACAAAGUUGAAAUUUUUUCAUUCAAAUUCAAUAAAUUUCUUUCAAUUCUGAAGCUGUCUUGAAAUCCCCCCUCCAACUUCCCAAAAGUCAAAAUUCUCUAUUAAAAAGGAUUUUAGUUGAUACAAAAAUUGAAAAGUAAACUGAAGUUCCAAAAUUUGAAAUGUAAUUUAAACUGCCAUUUUUUUCAUCUCUCUAGUUGAAUUAAAUCCUGUGAUCCACUCGCAGAGAUUGCUUUACAGAAGCUUUUUGUGGUGGGUUACGUGAGCGAAUGCCAGGAAUCAAAGUAUCUAAUUUUAUAAUUAGAUUGGUUAUAAUCUGAUGUACCUUGUAUUAUUACUGGAAGCAGCACAGUAUUAAAAUUCAAAUCUUUAGACUCAGAACUGCUGGAAGUAAAUGGUAUGAUGACUUAAUUUGAAGUUAGUGAAACAAUUUCAAAAUUAUUAAUCAUGAUCAGCUGUAUGUACAUGAUGGUCACGUGUCUAUUGUAUGUUACUACUUGAUAUUAUGAAUGAUGUACUUUGUACAGUGUAUAUUUGUUGCUUUUUCACAAAAUGUGAAUAAAUGAUUCUAACAUUGGCAAA